AUGGGAGAUGAAUUUCUAGUUGGAAAAGGAAACGAUAGAAGUCACCCUGAGUCGUAUUGUGUUUCUGUCUCUUUCUUUUUGUCUCUCUUUUUGUUUCUUGCUCAAUCUCAUUCAUCUGAAUUCAGAUGAAGUUGAAAUUUCAUUUCAUCACUUUUAUUAUCGCAACAAUCAUCUUACCAAUAAAGUUACAGGUAAUACUUUUUAUCAGCUUCCCAUUGGUUCACAUGGAUUGUUUUCUGUUUGAUUAUCACUUUGAUCAUCACCAUCAUCAUCUUGAUUAUCUCUUUGUUGUUAAUCAUCUUAAUCUUAACCACAAAACCAAUCAAUUAUUCAAUUUUUCCAAAGCUUAAUUGUUGUUAAAUUACUCACAACACUAAAUCAUCGUCACCAUUGGAUAAUAAUAAUAUCAUAAUAUCAUAAUAAUUAAAUUCUAAUAAUAGUAAUUGUAAUUUCAAUUUUUCUCUCUUGUUGUUUCUUUUUUUUUCUGGUGUUGAUUGUGCCAAUUGUCCUGCGAGUAAAUUAAUUGAUUAAUCGUAAUUGUGACCAGUGAUUUAAAUAUGUUGACAAAUUAUUAUUAUUAUUUAAAGUGAAUUAAUUUGUUACAUUUGUUUACAUUUACACAAUUGGAUUUGUUUAUAUUGACAAGUUUUACCAUCAUCUUUAAAUGGGAGUUAAUUGUUGCUCACUUAAAUCAUGGACAACGAUAACAGUCAUCUAUUCAAUUGAUCAACGUUUAUAUCAUGAAAUGACUGGAUCCAGAUUGAAAUGAAGUUUAUAUUCACUUUAUAUCUGAUCUAUCUUAUUCUGGACGCAAUUGAUAAUAAUUCAGUUUCCGGGAAUUACAUUGGCAUUGUUGGUAAAAGUGUAUCAAUCGGAUGUAAUACAAGCCUAUGGGGUGAAAAUGCUAUUUCCUUGAUUCUCUGGUAUAAAGGCGCCAAAAAUGUACCAAUUUAUUCAAUCGAUUCUAGGACAACAUCUUUAGCCAAUUCUAAGCACAUCCAAUCAGGAUCUCGAUAUAAAUUAAAUGUAUCAACUCUUCCUCCUCAAUUGAUUAUCGAUCCAAUAAUGGAAUCAGAUGAAGGUGAAUAUCGAUGUCGAGUUGAUUAUAAGAAUGAACGAACUCAACGUUAUGCUACUUUUCUUGAAAUUAUGGUUCCACCUAAGAAUAUGAUAAUUAUGGAUCAAGAUGGUCAAGUUCUUGAUGGAUUAGCUGGACCUUUUAAUGAAGGAACUUCACUGGCCUUAACCUGCCAAACAAUGGGUGGACGUCCAACUCCAAUUCUUUCAUGGUGGUCAAAUGGUCAUCUAGUUGAUAAUAGUUAUAACCAUGGUGCCCUUGGUAUUAUAAGAAAUACCCUGAAAAUAUCAUCUCUCAAUAGAAGUGACCUGUUAACAAAUUUAGAGUGUAGAGCUUCAAAUGAUAAUCAAACCGUCCUGUUAACUAAAUCAAUUACAUUAGAUUUAAAUUUGAAACCUUUGGAUAUUAGAUUAACUAAAUUAACUAGACCACUUUCAUCGGGAAAUAAAGCUGAACUUGAGUGCCUUACCUAUGGGUCUAAACCUGAUGCCCAGUUAACUUGGUGGAAGGGCAGUAAAAGGUUAACCAAUGCUCGAGAAAAAAUGUCAACAGAUACAAAUGUAACAAUUAGUAAAUUGUCGUUCAUUGCUACAACAGAGGAUAAUGGUAGAUACAUUUCAUGUCGAGCUGAAAACUCAGCAUUCAAUUCAUCACCAAUUGAAGAUGGUUUUAAUCUACUAGUAAAUUAUUUACCACAAUUAACUAUCAACUUAGGUGCCAAUAUUAAGAGAGACUCAAUUCGUGAGGAUAAUGAUGUUUUCCUUGAGUGUUCAGUUAAAUCAAAUCCACCGGUCAGUGAAAUACUCUGGACAUUUGAAGGUGAACCUUUAAGGAGUAAUAUUAGCCAAGGGAUUAUCGCUUCGAAUCAUUCAUUGGUCAUCCAAAGGGUUAAACGAAUACACCGUGGAUAUUAUCGUUGUAUCGCUCGUAACACCGAAGGUCAAUCUACAAGUGAUCCUUUUUUCCUUCGAGUCAAAUAUUCACCGAUAUGCAAACUGAAUCAGAAAUUUACUUAUGCGACCGCUCGUAAUGAGUUAACUACAGUUACUUGUGAAAUGGAUGCUGAUCCAAUGGAUUUACAAUUUAAAUGGAAACUCAAUACAACCUCGAUUUCUCAUGUUAUCGACAAUUUUUCAUCCAAUGGUUCAAUGAGCACUUUACCUUAUAUUGCAAAGAAUCGUCACAGUUAUGGAUUGUUACUUUGUUCAGCAGAAAAUGAGAUUGGACCAGUUAGAGAACCAUGUAUGUUUCAACUCAUUCCAGCAGGUCCUCCUGAUAAAGUCUCUAAUUGUAUAAGUAAUCAUUCAAUGUCAACAUUAUUCAUUGAAUGUUUACCUGGAGAUGAUAACGGUUUAACUCAGAGUUUCCAUGUUGAAGUUUUCUAUGGAUUCUCUCGUAAUCUUGAACGUAAUCUGACCAAUUCAAAGAAACCGGCCUUCCUAUUAACUGACCUUAUUCCUGGAUCAACUUAUACACUUUCCAUAUACUCUUCCAAUGGUAAAGGUCGAUCUCAUGUUUAUCGUUUAGUAGCAACAACUCUUGGAGAACCAGAGAAACAAAUGAGCCAAGAGAGUAUGGACCAAGUUACAUUCAGUCCAAUUUUCGUUAUAUUAAUAGGAUUUGUGGCCAUAUUGGUCAUCAUAUCGAUUAUAAUAAUACUAUUCUUACGAAAACGAUCAGAUCGAUCUGAUUCAAUUAACGGACAAGUUGAAACUCAUGUGAUAUCGGAUCAUUCCAAUACGCUCAAUAGUAUUGUAACUCAGCCAUUAAAUGGACCAAAAACUCGUAAAUUAAAGGAUGUUCAAAGUGCCUACGACAUUGAAUUUGAUAAAUUGAUGCUUUAAGGUCAACGAUUGGAAUUGAAAGAUUGGAUGUCUUAUUUUAAUUAACAUUAACAGCGAAACAAGAGCAUAAUGAACAAACUGAUUAUGUUAGUGGACAUCAUUGGACUGACCACUAAUUGAUUAACUCUCAUUUACAAUAACAUCAAAUGGAUUGAGAAUCACUUAUAUGUACUCAAAGCCUGAUUGACAUUUGAUUUCUUCUGGGUAAAUGCUUGGAUCACAUGGAAAUACUGCCAAAUAAUAAAGAGAACCGAUGAAGAUUAAGAUUAAUUUGCAAAGUCGUGGAAAUUGUCAUAGGCAAUCAAAAAGAUCGAUUGAACUUCGUAAGGACUUCGAUGAAACGGGAAAAUUGUCUUCCAAAAAAAAACGAUCAGAGGCUAAGGAAAAAUCCAUCGAUACGAACCAACUAUUGAUUAUUCUGACAACGAACUAAAACUAAUUUGCCAUUGAACAUAAUCAUCUUCUCGAUUUCAUUGAAUUCAUAACGAUGGUGGUUCGUUAGCUAUACUCGUUCAAGCAAUUGAAUCAGAUUCCAAUCGCAACUAUUACAAAAAAAAGAACUUUUUUUCCAAUUUCUUUAAUAUUUGUAACGUCCGUUAAUCCAUAAGUCACUGUCAAUAUUUCUAGUGAUUUGGAUUAACAAUUUUGUGCCGAAAUUAUAAAAGCAAAAAUUAUAUUCUAAGAGAAAAAAACUUAUAUACAAAAUUGGAUAAUAAAUUUGUUUUUAAAGAAAAAUAUAUUCAUUAAUAUUUAACUUGAA
Messenger RNA from Panonychus citri (citrus red mite), 3682 nucleotides. RefSeq names its product hemicentin-1-like. The record is from RefSeq and is a predicted model, not a curated record. The transcript is spliced from 13 exons. The coding region runs from base 766 to 2922 and encodes 718 amino acids. Gene Ontology annotation, molecular function: protein binding. NCBI's taxonomy places the organism in Eukaryota, Metazoa, Arthropoda, Arachnida, Trombidiformes, Tetranychidae.